AUGGGGCUCGAGGCACUUGAAGUGUCUCCCCCAACUUCAGACAACGCCGAUACACCCGCGAAACAUUGGAAGACCCAAGACCCGUACAUCUUCAAGCCAGCAGAGUGGUUCUUUAAAGAAAUUGCUGGUGGAAAGACGAAGCGGCCUCAUACGAUUUCAUGCGAAGAAGUAGACCAGCAAGCCAACGGCACGCCGCUCCCAGUUUCUAGCCAUGGAAGAAUCUUCCGUUUCAAUGACGAAUUGGGUUUCCUGUUGAUCCAAUUCAUGCGUCCACAGGUCUGGCGUAUUAGGUUCCAUAGCACAAAUACAACGCCUUCAGACUUUUCUGACUAUAACACAAGAACCAUCGUCCAGGACACACUUACAAAGACUAUCGAGAUUCUGGACCUUGCUGAGGGCUUAUCCUGGCAUGUCGAACUCGUGCAGCCGAAUAAUGAAUACUACGUUUUGCAAUCAGUCCUCGGCUCCGAAUCAGUAGAGGAUCCGUCCCGCAAGGUGAUUGUCCAGCUGUGGAUUGAACGGAAUCCUAUCAACAUCACCGCAGUCAGAGCAAUCAGAACUACGAGUGUUGUGACGCAGCUACCAACGUUGUCAUCAAUCUCAAAUGUCAACCCUGAGCAGGUGGAAAGAUUGAAAAUUAAGACACCUCCAGACUCACAAGUUGCUGUCAUCUGGCGAACCAAAAAUAAUCCACUACAAUGGCUAGAUAAUGCAACCGUUCUAGCAAUUGAAAAGCCGCUAAGCGCAAGAUAUGCGGGAUUUGGGGAGCAAGGCGGGCGCAGGUUGUUCAAAGACAACGAUGGGCCGUAUUCAGAUAGUGAGCCUUUGUAUCAUUCUGAGCCAUACUGGAUCGAAAUGAAUGCACAUCCUGGUACUCAAUCUCAGUUAGCCACAUUUGUGGAUAACUAUUCCGAUGUCAAGCUGGACCUUGGCCGGGUUGAUACUACGCAGCUCCGUAUUGCAACUAGAUUUAAUAGCUUUCAAAGCAUUUUCAUCGCUGGUGACGAUGUUGCACAAGUGAUUCGCUUGUACACGUCGCUCAUUGGCAGACCGCAGCUGUAUCCACGCUUCGUGCUGGGAAAUCAUCAAGGAUGUUAUGGCUAUGACACGCGAAAAAAGGUUGAGAAUACAGUCAAUCAGUAUAGGAAGUACCAAAUCCCGCUGGACGGCAUGCACAUUGAUGUCGACAUUCAGCGGUUAUACCGCACCUUCACUAUUAAUACAGAUGAAGGCCAUUUCCCACAACCGGAAGAAAUGUUCAGUCAGCUUCGGAAGCAGGGAGUCAAAUGCAGCACAAACAUCACGCCGGUCAUUAGUCUCCUUUCUGACCCCAAAAAUCCCUACCCAGUUCUUGAGGAGGGAUUGAAGAACAAAUACUUCGUCAUGGAUCGCCGUGAUGUCGAUCCGUCAGCGAGCUCCUAUGACAAGCAAAUAUCUCUCAACUUUGGAGCCGGAAACAGAUACUUCAAGGACCCCAACAACUUCCAUGACUUACCAAAGUACGAGACCAAAGGUGACUACCAGCUUGAGCAUCUUUUCAAUAAGGAUCCUCCAGUCCCAUUCCGAGGGGGCGUCGAUUACGGAGAUGGUAGGGGAGCUCCAGGCUACUAUCCUAACCUGAACAAUCAAGAAGUCAGGGAGUGGUGGGGCAGACAAUACACAUACCUUUUCCAGACAGGUCUUGAAUUUGUUUGGCAAGACAUGACAUCGCCGUGCAUGGGUGAAGCAUUCGGUGAUAUGAAAUCUUGGCCAUUCCGUCUACUCCUGGAUUCGGACGGCUGGAGCGGAGAUCCCAAGGCUGCUGAACAAAAAAAGGCGAUUGAGAUUUGGUCUCUCUACAGCUACAAUCUCCACAAAGCUACAUUUCACGGUUUGCAGGAGCUUGAAAGUCGCAAGGGUAAGCGUAACUUCAUCAUCGGCCGUGGCAGCUUUGCCGGUGCUCAACGCUUUGCGGGACUCUGGACCGGCGACAACGCUUCUACCUGGGAAUUUUUUGAUAUCUCUGUAACACAGGUGCUUGCACUCGGACUCGCUGGUGUGACUAUUGCCGGAGCGGAUGUUGGUGGGUUCGAGCCAGUACAUGAUGGGGAGUCUUGGGCCGACCCUGAGCUUGUGAUUCGAUGGUACUGCGCAUACAGCUUGCUACCAUGGUUUCGAAAUCAUUACAGUGGCAAGGAAGGCAAGAAACGCUUCCAAGAGCCUUAUGCCUAUGCUGAAUUGCAGAAUUCGCCCGACUGGAGGUUUGUGCCUGAAGAAGACCGCAAUACAUAUUACUCUGUCUUGCCAAUAUGCCGCUACGUAAUUCAGUUGAGGUACAGCCUGCUUCAGCUGCUCUAUGAUGCCAUGUUUGAAAACAUGAUCAACGGUUUGCCGAUUGCGCGUGCCAUGAUCAUUACCGAUCCAUUGGACUCGUCACUCUAUGAUGCAAACCAAUGGUAUACACGGAGUCAGUAUCUAGUCCGUAAUGACCUUCUUGUCGCUCCAACUCUUUAUAAGGAGUCUCAGCGAAAGACACGGAAAUUGUACCUGCCUGCUCCGGACUACUGGUAUCCCAUGAACCUGCGCCCAGGAACAAAGCUAUAUCUAGGAGGUAUUCUUGCUCAGCCUUUGGCCCCCAGGGUUAGUGGGGGUACAUAUGUCGACUUUGACUGUCACAUCUCGAGAGAUGUGAAGCAGCUACCUUAUAUUACACCCAUGUACAUCCGCGAGGGUGGCAUCAUACCGCAAAUGGCGGCGCGUGACUGGGUACCAGAUCGUACUCGGGACGACAGAGAUGCUACGCCAAAUCCACUAACGAUCAACGUUUACCCAGGCAAGGAUAACACCUACGACAUGUAUCUCGAUGACGGGGUAUCACGAGAGAGCGCCCCGUGUAAUGUCUACCUCUCUGCACUACCAAAUGAAGCUAAGGGAGAGGUCGUGACGAAGCUUGUCAACGCAUAUGGAGACCAUGAGGCAAAAAGCAUAUUCCGACACGUAAAAUUCAAGCAAACAACCACAAGUGAGUUUGGUAGUGACCAAAUGAGAGACAUACGGCGAAUAAGAGUUUCAACACCGUUCUCGCAGUAUGGAGAUGACCUGGUCGAGCGGGACAUUGGCCGCGAGUACCGCAUUGUGGUAUGGCAUGCCUCAAGGUGGCCAGCGCUGGAAAUGAACCUGGACGAAGUAAAAGUAAAGAUCGAGGGAAAUUUUGAGGUUCGCUGGGAAAUGGAUAAAGCGUUACAUGCAACGGUGGCAUGGGUUCCUGUGUCCGCUACUGCGGACGUGACGAUAGAAGUCAGCUGCCCAGCCUAA
Bipolaris oryzae ATCC 44560 is the source of this 3294-nucleotide messenger RNA. RefSeq names its product glycoside hydrolase family 31 protein. Lineage: Eukaryota; Fungi; Ascomycota; Dothideomycetes; Pleosporales; Pleosporaceae. The transcript has 3 exons. The record is from RefSeq and is a predicted model, not a curated record. Gene Ontology annotation, biological process: N-glycan processing; carbohydrate metabolic process. The coding region runs from base 1 to 3294 and encodes 1097 amino acids. Gene Ontology annotation, molecular function: carbohydrate binding; alpha-glucosidase activity. Gene Ontology annotation, cellular component: glucosidase II complex.